GUUACCGCGCCGAUUUUUCGACCAUACUUCGGCGGGUACCACGGAUACGUCCGAAUUUAUUGCCCGCAUUAGAAACUUCGCCGAAAAACAGCAACCGACACCAACAACUCUUCACGACUUCCAUUACUUUAGACGGCUCGUUGGUAUGCGACUGCAACACAUACUGGGCAGCACUGGCAUUCAGCAUGAAUCCCUCGCAUGCAAAUUAUGAACCGCAAUGUGAUGGUAAACCUCUCGCUAGUGUGGAUCUCGACAGGCUCACUUGCGAUGACACGAGCGAGGAGUGUGCCGCGCUGCCAGCCAACUGUACGUGUCGCAAGCGCGACGAUAUCGAGCACGGCUCGGUCGUCAUCGUGCGGUGCGUCGGACUCACAGAGUUCCCGCGCCUGCCGCGCCAGCCGGACGCCACUCACAAGUGGCGUCUGCACCUCGCCAACAACAACAUAUCGCACAUCGACGCGGCUGACAUCUUGGAGAACAUCGUGGAACUCGACCUACGGAACAAUUUCAUCAGGAGAGUGGAUGGCGCGACAGCGACGAAUCUGACGUCCGUCCUGCAGCUGCAGCUCGCCGGAAACCCUCUCGAAUGCGGCUGCGAGGCGUACACGAUGCUGAGGGCGUUGCUCGAAGCCAAGUCAUUGGUCGACAAAAAAGACGUUAGAUGCAACGGCACUGGCCAAACAUUGACCGCAGUGACGCCGACGCCGUGUCCGGUGCAAGGAACUAUGUCGGUGCACCAGUUGGUACUCCCGCUGGUACUUCCGCUGGUGGUGUUGCUGGCCAUCGUGAUACUUGCGUACGGUUUCAUCACCCGACCCGCAACACGUUUAUGGAUCAAGUUGUUACUUAUGCGGCUCGGCUGGAUGCCACGACGAUUUGAGCCGGCGGAUGAAGACCGCCUGUACGACGCAUUCGUGUCAUUUGCACACGAGGACGAGGAGCUCGUGGUAGAGCAACUAGCGGCGCGGCUCGAGAGCGGCCCGCAGCCAUACCGGCUGUGUCUGCACUACCGCGACUGGGCGCCGGGCGAGUGGAUCCCGGCGCAGAUAGCGGCGUCGGUGCGCGCGUCGCGGCGGACCGUGGCGAUCGUGUCGACGCACUACCUGCAAUCGGACUGGGCGCGCGCUGAGUUCCGGGAAGCGACCGCGGCCUCGCUGCGGGACGGCACACCGCGGCUCGUCGUUGUGCUACUGGACGACCCCGACCGGCUGAUGCUCGAGGCCGACGCCGAGCUAAGCGCCUACGUGCGCCACAAGGUGUACGUGCGGUGGGGUGACCCCUGGUUUUGGGAGAAGAUGAAGCAAGCGUUGCCACUACCGCGAGGACGCCAUCAAAAGAAGGCCCUCUCGUCCACCGCGCCUGUCCCAGACAUCUCGCUCACGCAGGCGAGCCGGGAGACUGUCCCCGCUCCGGCCCCCGUGCCGGCGUCUCACUCAAAAGACUUCGACAAGCCACUGCCGCACGUGACUCCGUGCUCUGCUUGAAUUGUUUUUGCGUGACGCGUGAUCCGCGGUGAAAGGUGCCGUAUAUGCCACUGCCAAGUGUCCAUUAGUACUCGGUAUAAUCAUCAUUUUUCAGAAUACAUUAAAUCCACCUCGCCGACAUCUAGUCACGGUAUUCAAUCGAUGUGCUUUUCGUGCA
This is a messenger RNA of Manduca sexta (tobacco hornworm), 1641 nucleotides long. RefSeq names its product protein toll-like. The record is from RefSeq and is a predicted model, not a curated record. Gene Ontology annotation, molecular function: transmembrane signaling receptor activity. Gene Ontology annotation, cellular component: membrane. The annotation marks the transcript as partial. The transcript has 3 exons. NCBI's taxonomy places the organism in Eukaryota, Metazoa, Arthropoda, Insecta, Lepidoptera, Sphingidae. Gene Ontology annotation, biological process: toll-like receptor signaling pathway; innate immune response.